CCAACAAUAGAAACCACAUCCUGCCAUGUGCUAAAUGUUUAAAACAUAAAUAUGCUGAAUAAUAUUUGUAUUUAUUUAUUUAUUUACGUUUUUAAGAUCUUUCAGUUCAGCCAAAGAUGUUCUUAUGAAUGCUUUUCAGGUGUGUUUGGUGAUACAGAUGUAGUGUCAGUGAUGGAGGGAGAUUCUGUCUCUCUAAACACUGAUGUUACUGAAGUACAGAGAGAGGAUCAGAUUCUGUGGAUGUUUGGACCUAAAGAGACGAGAAUAGCUGAACUCUAUAAGAACAGCAUUGAUAUGUUUAACAGUAAUGAGAGAUUUGGAGACAGACUGCAGAUGGACAAUCAGACUGGAUCUCUGAUCAUCAGAAACACCAGAAGAACAGAUUCUGGACUUUAUAAACGACAGAUCCGCAGCCACAGAGGAAACUCAGACAAGACAUUCAGUGUUACUGUCUACGCUCCUCUGCCUGUUCCUGUCGUCACCAGUAACUCUUCAAUCUGUUCUUCUUCAUCAUCAUCAUCAGUGUCUAAUUGUUCACUGCUGUGUUCGGCUGUGAAUGUGAGUGCUGUGACUCUCUCCUGGUACAAAGGAAACAGUUUAUUGUCCAGCAUCAGUGUGUCUGAUCUCAGCAUCAGUCUCUCUCUACCUCUGGAGGUGGAAUAUCAGGAGAACAACAUCUACAGCUGUGUGAUCAACAAUCCCAUCACAAACCAGACUCAACACAACAUCAAUAUCACUCAACUCUGUCAGCCAUGUGCAGGUAGCGUACAUCAGAAAUCUGCAUUUUAAUGUAAUAAUUCACCCAAAAUUAAAAAUAAAGUAAUUAAUGCUUAUUUCUAAAGCAGUUUAAACUUGUUGGUUCACCCUGUUGAGUUUUCAAUUGACAAAAAUAGUGCGAGCAACCAAUAAUCAGAAGAUCAAGCAACUGGUGCUCUCCAUUGGUCAACACACACAC
Carassius auratus (goldfish) is the source of this 955-nucleotide messenger RNA. Its product is annotated as SLAM family member 9-like. NCBI's taxonomy places the organism in Eukaryota, Metazoa, Chordata, Actinopteri, Cypriniformes, Cyprinidae. The coding region runs from base 52 to 789 and encodes 245 amino acids. The record is from RefSeq and is a predicted model, not a curated record. The transcript is spliced from 2 exons.